GGGUGUAAUUACGGAGCAGUAGAAAAUAACUCAUUAACUGAACUGGCGCAUUAAAUUUGAGCUACUUCUGAAGACACAGGCACGUGCGCCUUAAACUUCGCAGUCGCUCACACAGAUGCCCGUUAGAAACGUUGCCGCCGAUGGAGAGGACUGAAAAGCUCCAGCUACUGAACAUGCGGCUUAACAUCUGUGUGACUUGUAGACUUUGCGCGCACUCGCGCAGGCAUGUCUGUCGGUGCGCGCGCGCGCCCGCGCCUUACCUUGUUAAUGAAGGACCCCCCUCCCUCCCUCCCUCCCGCUCCCCUCCCCCCUCGCCUCUCCUCCAUACAUCGGAGGCUGUGAGCUGCGGCGGCGGCAGAGAGCGGUGCGGAUCCCGGUCUGUGCCGAUCUCCGGUGGGGGACCGGAUUACCGAGUCGGACCUUCCGUGGAGUGGAUCGCGUGGAUCCGCACACUCGAAUCGCAGGCAGUGUCACAUUCCCAGCGGGGGUUCGCGUUGACUCUCCACAGCGUGGACUCGUCGAGAGACAUCUUGUCCCCGAGGCACGACUAUCACCAAUCAAUUCAACAGCUUCGGUCAACAAACAACAGGACGAGUGUCGGGGGGGAAAAAUGUGCUAAAGAAGAAACUCGUGACCUGUAACUGGUCGUAGAGGAGGAGGAGAGGAGAACAAAUGAGUAGGCAGCAGGGAGAAAGAGGAUGAGACAGCGGGACCCCAGAGAUUCCUCUUGCACAAUGGGAGACCCUUGCUCUGCUGGAUUUUGAUUUGAAAGAAUAAAAAAAGACUUUGCCUAAAGAAGGUCAACCGGAUUUUUACUUCAGCUACCUUCAGUGAGCCCUCCCUUUUUUUUAUUUUCCUCAGGAGGCGUAACCAUGACAGCGGUCUGAACAUAAAAUACCUUUAUCCUCCUCCAGUAAAACAACACGCCAUGGAGAAGACCUACUCAUUAACAGCUCACUACGACGAGUUCCAGGAGGUGAAAUACGGCGGGCGCUUUAGCAGUGACAUCCUCAGCAACGGCAUGACCCUUCACCUGGGAGGCAGCCUGGACCGCCACAUGGGCCGCGGCCGCGGGGGCGCCUGGUCGAACGGCAAAAACCGAGAGCUCGGCAGCGCCGGCAGCAGCGGCGGGCUUCCUCGAUGGAGCCGGAGGGAGAUCUGCCUCCUCUCCGCGUUGGUAUUUGCGGCGGGCAUGUGUGUGAUCUUAGGCAGCAUGUUGGCACUCAAGUACAUCUCCCUGGACGCCCAGCAGGACCCUCAGUGCCGGCAGGACUGCCAACGCAAGCGCUCCCUCCUCCGGGCCGCUCGCUUCGUUCAGUCCAAUAUUGACCCAACCAUCCAGCCCUGCCAAGACUUCUACUCCUUCGCCUGCGGCGGCUGGCUGAGGCGACACGGCAUCCCAGAGGACAAGCUGAGCUACGGCAUUAUCACCGCCAUCGGGGAGCACAACGAGGAGAAGCUGCAGCGCCUCCUGCUGGAGCCCAUACGGAGGCGCGGGCCCAAUUCGGCCGAGCGCAAAGUCAAGGAGUUCUAUCGCUCUUGUGUCAACAUCCAGGAGAUUGACAAGCUGGGCUCUGACCCCAUGACGGAGGUGAUCAACAGCUGUGGGGGCUGGGACCUGGUGGGGGCUCCACCCGGUGCUGCAGGGUGGGAGAGAGAGGGUGCCCCGCAGAGACCGGACAUCGACGAGCUGCUCUACAGGACCCAGGGGGUGUACAGCACGGCCGUCUUCUUCUCCCUCACAGUGAAUGUGGACGACAAGAACUCCUCCAGGAACGCCAUCAGGAUUGAUCAGGAAGGACUCACCUUACCAGAGAGAAGCCUGUACCUGGGACAGGAUGAGGACAGUGUGAAGAUACUGGCGGCGUACAAGGCCUUGAUGGAGCGCUUGCUGAGCAUGCUGGGAGCUCACAAUGCCACGCAGAAGUCCAAGGAGAUUAUACAGCUGGAGACCCGUCUGGCGAAUAUCACCGUGUCAGAAUAUGAUGACCAAAGAAAAGACAUCAGCACCAUGUACAACCGCAUCACCCUCAGGCAGCUGCAGCGCAUCGCUCCUAGUCUUCACUGGAAACGUCUGCUGGACAGAAUCUUCCACGACAACUUCUCUGAGGACGAGGAGAUCGUGGUGCUCGCCACUGACUACAUACAGAAGGUGUCCGACAUCAUCAAGACCACUUCAAAGAGGGUUCUCCACAACUACAUGCUGUGGCGCAUCGUGGCAGCGCUGAGCGAGCACCUGUCCACCGCCUUCCGCAGCACCAUCCACGAGUUUUCCCGGGAGAUCGACGGCACGGAGCAGCAGCUGGAGCUGGGCAGGCUGUGCCUCACUCAGGCCAACAAGCACUUCGGCAUGGCCCUGGGAGCCCUGUUCGUCCAGCAGCACUUCUCCUCGCAGAGCAAGGCCAAGGUCCAGGAGCUGGUGGAGGACAUAAAGCACUCCCUGGACCUACGGCUGCAGGAGCUGGACUGGAUGGAUGAAGCCACCAAGGAGGCUGCCAGAGCAAAGCUGAAGCACAUGAUGGUGAUGACAGGAUACCCAGACUUCCUGCUCAAACCUGAGCUCAUAGAUCAAGAAUAUGCGUUUGACGUGGAUGAGAAGACGUACUUCAGAAACAUCCUCAACAGCAUCAAGUUCAACAUCAAGCUGUCGGUCAAGAAGAUCCACGAGGAGGUGGACAAGACGGCGUGGCUUCUUCCCCCUCAGGCCCUUAAUGCCUACUACCUCCCUAACAAGAACCAAAUGGUCUUUCCUGCCGGCAUCCUCCAGCCCACGCUCUACAACCCUGAAUUCCCACAGUCUCUGAACUAUGGAGGAAUCGGAGCCAUCAUUGGCCAUGAACUAACACAUGGAUAUGACGACUGGGUGAUGCAAUGGUUCAUGUCCCUAGGGGGCCAGUACGAUCGCCACGGCAACCUGAAGCAGUGGUGGACAGAGGACUCCUACCGGAAGUUCCAGAAGAAGGCUGAAUGUAUAGUCAAGCUCUACGAUAACUUCACGGUUUAUAACCAGAGGGUGAAUGGUCGUCUGACGCUGGGGGAGAACAUUGCAGACAUGGGAGGGUUGAAGCUGUCAUACUAUGCAUAUCAGAAGUGGGUGAGGGAGCAUGGCCCAGAGAGGCCGCUGCCUGGGCUCAAAUACACUCAUGAACAGCUGCUCUUCAUUGCCUUUGCACAGAACUGGUGUAUGAAGAGAAGGUCUCAGUCCAUAUACUUACAGCUGCUGACGGACAAACAUGCACCAGAGCACUACAGGUACCAUACGUUCAGUAGUGAUCCACAUUCACGAGGCUUCAUGCUUACUCAUUGGUUCGUCCUCUCCUGCAGAGUGAUCGGCAGCGUUUCCCAGUUCGAUGAGUUUGCCCGCGUGUUCCACUGCCCCAAGGGGUCCCCAAUGCACCCUGUGGACAAAUGCUCCGUGUGGUGACCUCUGCACCCGACCCAGCAUUCCCACGUGAAACCUGUCCUCCAUCAACCAUUCAUCAGCACCAACAGAAUGACAGACUCCAUCAAGCCUGUUUCUGCUCAGAAGAAACACAGGAGGGAAAUGUAAAGUUUAUGCAAAUGUCCAUUGUCUGAACAAACCAAACUAAAGCAUGGGCUUGUGGCCUAAGUGUUAUUUAUAUUUUUUCUAUGUUUAGAUUUAUUUUCAAAUCAUCUAUUUUUGUAUUUUAGACUAUAUCGCAUACACUGUAUAGGACUCAUAAGCUAUUUGUUUUUUAAUUACGCAACAUGUUUCCUUACUUGUUUCUCUUCAUUGUAGCAUUGAGUAGAAAAACCUCAGAAGCAUAUCAGACGAUUAAAGAUAGCAGUGAUUUCAGUCCCUAACGUAAACCUGGACGACGACGGAUUCAGAACGGACUGCGAUCAGUAGCAUCCUGUGCCUGCCAACAUGUUUGAUAGUGGAGUGUGAGGGCUGCACCCUUGUGGCUGCAGACAGCAGUGGUCACUGCUCUGACUGUUGUAUCGUUUGCCUGCGUUGGUCUAUUGUUGCUGUGAGUGUUUGUACGGUUUUUAAGAUUUGUCAACUUUUUUAAAAAGGAGAAGGUGGACUCACGGCGGAUGUUCUUCUCAGGAUCUGUAGCGAAGGAGCUUUUCAGUCUACAGUACAAUCACGAAGCAUGGACUCGCGGGCAGCACCGGACGGGCCGGUCGGGGAGCCCUCACUGGAAACUGAAGAAGCUCCGCUAUUGGAUUUUACAUCUGUUUACGGACAAAAUUGAAUUAUCUCAGAGGAGCGGGGAAUCGAGCGAUAGGACAAGCGCGGGAUCGCAUCAUACACUCACCGUUAACUCACCAAAUACCGCAGGCCACUCUGUGCAAGUGCGGUAGAUGGAGGAGCUUACGUUUGUACACAGUUAUUGGAAAAUACUUUUUGUAUAAAUAAUCUGUUAGUAUUGAAAAUGUAUUUGUACAGUGAAGAAGUAUCUGAUGUUACAGCUGUACAGUUUGUUUUGAUCAGACUGCAUGUUUACCCUGUGACCAGCCUAAACUUGGGAUCAGUAUAUAUACAGUACAUGGAGGACGGCCCACAUCUGCAGCUGCUCGUGGCCGUUAUCUCUUCCGCUCUGUUGGUCACUGUUUAUUGUUUGAAUAAAUACAAAGGAUCACUGUG
Messenger RNA from Betta splendens (Siamese fighting fish), 4612 nucleotides. It is a transcript of the gene ecel1, whose product is annotated as endothelin-converting enzyme-like 1. The record is from RefSeq and is a predicted model, not a curated record. Gene Ontology annotation, biological process: protein processing. The transcript is spliced from 18 exons. Gene Ontology annotation, cellular component: plasma membrane. Bases 929 to 3424 code for a protein of 831 amino acids. Gene Ontology annotation, molecular function: metalloendopeptidase activity. NCBI's taxonomy places the organism in Eukaryota, Metazoa, Chordata, Actinopteri, Anabantiformes, Osphronemidae.